Messenger RNA from Aspergillus nomiae NRRL 13137, 3261 nucleotides. RefSeq lists its product as uncharacterized. NCBI's taxonomy places the organism in Eukaryota, Fungi, Ascomycota, Eurotiomycetes, Eurotiales, Aspergillaceae. Gene Ontology annotation, biological process: DNA-templated transcription; positive regulation of transcription from RNA polymerase II promoter by galactose. Bases 1 to 3261 code for a protein of 1086 amino acids. The record is from RefSeq and is a predicted model, not a curated record. Gene Ontology annotation, cellular component: nucleus. The transcript is spliced from 10 exons. Gene Ontology annotation, molecular function: zinc ion binding; RNA polymerase II cis-regulatory region sequence-specific DNA binding; DNA-binding transcription factor activity, RNA polymerase II-specific.
AUGUUGUCGAAUAUGCCACGCCUCUCCCCCGUUUCCUCCAAACCCAUCCUGAAAUCUGCCUUCCAACAGGUCCCGAAAGUCGUAUGUUCGAUGGGACCUUGCAGAUAUCUAACUGCGACAACACCCGCAGAGAAGAAUGUAACCCUGCUCCAGGAUAAGAAGAAUGGAUUCGGGUUCGCACGGUCCAACCCUAGGCCGCCAAAGCCGAGGAGCAAGGGUGUCACCGAGAUCAGGGGCCCGUACUACACGGUGAUGGGCAAGAGAUACCUGGCCGAUGUGCUUGAAACAAUGGGGACUCACGUGGAUGGUCUCAAGUUUGCGGGAGGCUCUUUUUCACUGUUUCAGGAGAAGCCCUUGAGGGAGCUGAUUGAUCUGGCUCAUGAGCAUGGCGUUUAUGUUUCGACGGGUGGAUGGGCCGAGCACCUCCUCACUCAUCCAGAUACAAAUGCCGUCUUUGACAAAUACCUCCAGAAGUGCAGGGACCUAGGCUUUGACGUAAUCGAGCUCUCAUCCGGCUUCCUAUCACUCCCCGAAGACGACUGGCUGCGCCUCGUCGACAAAGUCCACGCAUACAAGUUAAAAGCGAAGCCCGAGCUGGGUAUUCAAUUCGGCGCAGGCGGCGACACCCCGGCCGCCGGCCUAGAGGCGAUCGGCACCUCGGAUCCUGGAAAGCUGUCCUGGCGCACGGAUGUGGUGUCCACGAUCAUGAAGGAAUUGCCGUCGGAGCGCGUAAUGUUUGAGGCUGCAGAUCCAAAGGUCUACAAUUGGUAUAUACGGGAGUUUGGUAUUGAUGUCAACCUUUUUGUCGACCAUAGUCAGAUUGUGCAGCUGUCGUGCUUGCGACAUGGUAUCUGGGGCACGGCUGAUACAUGGGGGAAGAUUGUCUCUUUCCGCCCUGAGGUGACUAGCCGUGAUUAUCGAUCGCCUGGCGACCCUCAUCACGAUCGAAUAUCAAAUAACCACCGGACCCCGCGACUUGGCACUUCGGCAUUUACUCUAUUCGCGGCAACUUCGCUCGGCCGGUGCCCCAUUUGUGUCAUGCCGAAGGUCACCGCGCCUCCGGGUGGCCGGCUACGAUGCCGACGAGCGUGCGAUAGCUGUAAGCGGAGGAAGCAGAAAUGCAAUGGAGAGCAACCAUGCACAAUCUGUGUUCAACGCCACAAAGAAUCAGAAUGCCAUUUUUCGGACAAGCCGGCCCGCUUGCUGAAGCCCAGCGAGAGCUCGAAAGAUACAAUGUUGCUCAGCGAACGCCUUGUGCCUACUCCGCAAAGACAAACCGCCAUGGACCGACUGCUGAACUCCCUCGAAGAUCGUAGCGCAAAUCUAGAACAACAGGUGGUGGAUGAUAAAGACGGGACGGCUCCGGUUCCGAAGGUGGCCAGGCUUCUUCGCGAUGGACAAGGUAAAUUUAUGUAUAUUGGCGACUCCGCGAGUUUGUCCUUUCUCCAAAGUGUCCGUCGCAUAGUAUCCUCGUCAAUUGGCCGUUGCGAAUUCACGGAAGAUAAUUCACGCCAUUCAAUGCUUGAGGCUUUUCAAAGUAGCUCCACUACACAGACAGGACCAUUGAUACCGCCCCCAAGCAAUGAAGAAGCUCAACAAUUGGCUCGCCAAUAUGUUCUUGCAACUAGUCCCCUAUUGAAUCUCUUUGACCUUGAGGAAUUCCAUCCGCGACUGGCCAAUUGGAUUGAGAACCCAACGGGCGACGAAGACACCGUGAGCUCAAUAUUUUAUCUAGUGCUCGCCAUUGGGGCCCAAGUAUCGGAUACCAACCACACCCUGGCGGAGAAAUACUUUAUCAGUGGGCGUCAGCUGGCAUUUUCGGCUUUUACGGAGACCCCCAGCAUCUCCACUAUACAGUCAUAUGUCCUCAUUUCAAUGUAUAUGCUGGGUGCUUGCCGUCGCAACGGCGCUUUCAUGAAUCUGGGAAUUGCUCUUCGUGCCGCGUAUGCGGUCGGCAUCCACAGGAAAGAUGCGAACACGCUCUUCUGCACGCGAGAGCGGCGUGCCCGGGAACGUGUGUGGAAAAGCCUGCGCAUGAUGGAUCUCUUCCUCAGCGCCUCUCUGGGUCGCCCUCCAGCCACGACGGACUUUGACUACGACCCACACGAUGGCAACACGCCAGGGGCACAACAGCGCCUGCAGCCGGAAGAGCAACUUUCCCUGACGGUUGUUUCGCUAUGUCGUAUUUUCGAGCGGAUCCUGACGGAAGUUUACAUGAGGCAGGUGGUGUCGAUUAGUGUUGCGGACAGCAUCUCGAAUCAACAUCGCGCGUGGGUCCGAAACCUGCCAACCUUCCUACGAAUGCAGACAGAACGACUUGAUGCUGCCAAAACUCUCGAGGACACCUUGGCUGCAGCCCAUAUAUUCGGCUCGUAUUACUGGUCGAUUAUUCUGUUGACCCGGCCAUUCCUGGUCUUCCGAGUCUCUCAGUAUGUGAAAAAUAAAAGCGAGUCGUCAGGACUUUCCGAGAGUAAAGUCAACAACUCGCGACUCUCGCUUUUUGCCGAUGCAUGCGUUUAUUCCGCAUUGCGCAGUCUCAACGUCGUUGACGAUCUCUCUCUCUACUCGUCCCUUCCGCGAAGGCUUCCAUUCUUAAUCAAUUCCGUUUUCAACUCGGCUGUUGUCUUAGGGGCCGCAUUCUUUGCUGACUAUGACAAUCUGCUCCCACUGGAAGAGGGCUUGAACAAGGCCGAAAAGUUCCUUGGUUUGUUCGUUCCGCAUGAUCCUCAUGCCUGCCGCUUUUUCCAAAUCAUCAAAUACCUCCGAGGUGCAGUUGGUGAAUACGUCCGCCGCCGGAAUCGUCAAUGGAUGGAACGUCGUAGCAAACAAGUCGACCAGCUUUUUGGCGAAGUAGGCCCGUCCAACGAAGCUUCAAGCACUAGUAGUAACCACCACACCAUUUCAACCAACCGCGGGGAUCAAGCAACAGUCCCGUCUCCUCUAUCCCCAGACAAAUUUGCCGACGGGCCCCUCCCCUCCCAAUCUAUAGACCAAACAACUGCUACAUCCCACCCUGAUGACGGUAUCUGGGAUGCCUUAUGUGCCACUGAAGGACCCUUCCCAUACGACACAGCCAUUUCCACUUUGACGACGACAGGCAUUCCCAUCGGUUGCUCACCAGGAGGUACAAUCCCUACUGGCCCACAUGGAAUGCCGGACAACGAAGGCCAAACACCUCUCUCUGAUAUGAUCCUUUCAGAUAAUGGACUCCUCUAUAUGGCGGAGGAUCUUCCUGUGUUCGGGCUUUGGGGAGAGACUUGA